Molecule: messenger RNA, 4169 nt
Organism: Aedes albopictus (Asian tiger mosquito)
Lineage: Eukaryota; Metazoa; Arthropoda; Insecta; Diptera; Culicidae
Exons: 2
Coding region: 141-1106 (321 amino acids)
Source: RefSeq, a predicted model, not a curated record
UAUAGUUGACAUUCAGGCUUCAUACACAUCAGUCGAGUGUGAGCCUAGUGAAAGCAUUUUCAUUUUUAAAGCUGAUCGGAUUCGUCCGAAAAGCUUAAAACAGAUUGUUUCGUGAAUACGACGAGUAUCUGCCUGCCGAUAUGUCCGGGUUUCGCAAAAACUCCUUCGUAAUUGACCUUAGCGUCAUGCCAGUCAGACCGAAGCUGAGCGUAGUGCAGGAUUUUGUGUUCUCCAAAAUGACGCUUGACAUGAAUCUGGUCAAAAAUCUGCAAACAAGCAUCUCCAAAUCACAGGUCAUAAUAGAAGUGGACUCCGCAGCAUCGGCGGAACAAAUCAUAGCCCAGCACAACCUAAAACACUCGCUCGAACACGACAACCAGCUGUACCCAAUUCCUGUUCACUCAGUCGAUAACGCUAUUGAGGUUAAGGUGUAUGAUCUUCCCCCUCAUAUGCCCAACAAUCUCAUAGCGUCGCACUUCUCGCAUUUCGGGAAGAUCAUUUCUGUUAGAAAUGAUGUAUGGAAGGACUACUUUCCGGGAGUCCCAAAUGGAGUGAGGAUAAUUCGCAUGGAGGUACUAAAACCGAUUCCGUCAUACGUUCCCGUGGCCGGUGAGCUGUCGUACGUCCUGUACAGCAAUCAGACAAAAACAUGCAGGCAUUGCGCUCAAAAGAUCCAUAUCGGAAAAUCCUGUUCGGCUGCCCGGAAAGAAGCUACCACAAAUGCUGAUGAGUUUCCAACCUUAGCGCAAAUUGUCAGCGGUGUCGCUGACGAUUCUGCAAACGAGAGCGAACAUGUUGUUGAACUGAUGGAUGACAGCGAAUCUUGUGAUGGAUCAAUAAUCAGCGAGGAAAUAAUCGAAGAAACGCCCAUGAUGGAGGUCCAGAAAGAAAAACGAAAACCCAAAUCGAAAUCAGAAGCUGCCGGAAACUCCACCCCUGAGCAAGCAAUUUCUCCUAAGCCCUCAACGUCAAAGAAAACCGCUGAUACCGAAUCAGAAUUCGACCCGCAGGGAGGUCGAAAACGUCCACUUUCCCCCAAACUAUCUGAACCCGAAAAUCAUCAACCACCACGCAGUUCCAAAACGCAACGUCAACUUUCCAAGUAAUGUUCAUCAAACUUUUCUCUAUGGAAAAAUCGCCCAAAACUUCUAUCAGCCGUACAUCCAAUUGAUUCUCCAAACGAACACCAUUCCAACGCUGGAGCAACGCUUUCCUCCAAAGGUAAAAGCAUUUAGUAUAUGUUUAGCCGAAGCCUCGCUCGAUACUGCCACCCUGAAACAGAUGUCAUUCUCAACAGAAUUCAAACCACCAAAAAGGACAUUACGUUACCGGGGACAACUCAUCGCAAUCGCACUUCCUUCCAAGCCAUCCGAAGUCAUCGCUGGAGCCCAAUCUGCUUGCGAAGGUAAAAAGCAUAGUAUAUGCCUAGUCGAAGCGCCCACCGAUACUGCCGUCUCUGUCAAGAAAUUUUCACCACCCACAGGCCCACUGUGCUCAUCACCAACAUCAUCGUGCACAAUCAGCAUCAUCCAACGUCAUCUCCUGAACGUCAUCAUAACUACGCUUUCUUUGGUAUCGUCAAUUGGUACACUUCGGUGGAUCACUAUGAAUAGACACAACGAUAUUUUUGUUUUUGUCAAGACUCAGGUGAGCGUAUCGUUAAACAAACAAUCGGGUAUUGUGGGCUCGGCACGUCAGUGUGACAUAUACUGUCAUCCAGCUUAUUGCAAGAACUCAGAGACAGAGAACGCGAGUAGGAUAUUUGCUCUGUUUCGACCAGGCGAGCUAAGGUAUAGUGCAAAUUAGUGUCCCUGAUGGCAAACAUGGAUUUGAUAAGCUAUAAUUUAGCGACCAUUAACAUAAACAACAUAUCAAAUCAAACUAAGAUAGACGCAUUGAGCUCAUUUCUUCGGUUGAACGACAUAGACAUAGCUUUUCUUCAGGAAGUUGAAAAUGAUUCAAUUCAACUUGCUGGAUACGAACUGAUUUGUAACAUAGAUUCGCGUCAGAGAGGCGUUGCUUUUGCGGUUAAACCCAAUGUCGAGUACAGUGCGGUGCAAAAAUCUCUGGAUGGUAGGCUGAUCACAUUAAAACUAAAGAACAAUGUCACUCUGUGCAACAUCUACGCACCUACAGGUGCUCAAAGUACAACUGCUCGAGAAGAUUUUUUCAACACGUCUUGCGCGUAUUACUUGAGGAGUUGCAAUGGCCCCAUUAUUAUGGGUGGCGAUUUUAACUCCAUAGUGAAUCCAAAAGACGCAACAGGUGCUACACCUCGAAGCAACAUGACAUCCAGGCUUAUGACUUCACUGGAUUUGGUCGACGUGUGGCGAAAUGAUACCGACUUCACUUUCUUGCGUGCUGGAUCGUGCUCACGAUUAGACAGAUUUCUACUUUCAAGAGGCUCAACUGAUUGGUUGCGCACAAUUAAUCACUCAGUUAACUGUUUUAGUGACCAUAAGGCUGUUAUCAUGAGAAUGGUGCUCCCGAAAACAGGUCCUCUUAUCGGGCGUGGUUUUUGGCGCUUGAACACACAUGUUUUGGAUGAUGAGGAAACAAUACGACUAGUUCAGAAUAGGUGGCAAUAUCUAGUUAGGCAACGAUCAAACUAUCGCUCUUGGUGUUCUUAGUGGCUAGAUUAUGCCAAACCCAAAAUUGCUUCUUUCCUUCGUUGGAGAACAUCCUUACAAUUCCAGGACUCGCGAAAUACAAUGAACUUGUUAUAUGCCGAGCUUUCACGGGCUUACCAAUUGUACGUAAAUGACUCUGCGCAACUUUCUCGAAUCAACCGUAUCAAAAGUAUAAUGCUUUUGAAACAAAGGGAAUCUACUAGAAAUUGGCAAAACACCAACGAAUCUUUCAUUCAAGGAGAACCAACAUCUCUUUUUCAUCUAUCUGAGAAGCAAUACAAACGUUCGAGAACACUGAUUCGUGAGUUGGAGAUUGAUGGAAACGUAACCAAUGACGGGGGUGAAAUCGAACAAAAUAUAGUCUCGUUUUUUGAAAAUCUUUUUCAAGAUGUUGACCAAAAUGCAGCAACAAACGAUUUCCUACCAUCGCGUCGAAUCCCUGACAACAACAGUUUUAACGACAAGCUUAUGGAUCCAAUCACAUCGGACGAAAUCUACCUCUGUAUCAAGAAUAGCUGUCCAAGGAAAUCACCAGGAGAAGACGGGCUACCCAGGGAAUUCUACACGAAGUGUUGGAACACAAUACACCGCGAAUUCACUCUGGUUUUGAACGAGUUCAUACAGUCCCCUAACGUAAACCAAAAAUUCAUGAAUGGCGUUGUAGUUCUGGUAAAAAAGAAAGGGUGUUGUAAAACUGUGCAUGGUUAUCGUCCGAUCACCCUAUUGAAUUUCGAUUUCAAAACUUUCACCAGGGUCCUAAAACACAGAAUGACACCACUGAUGGAGUUAGUACUGUCAAAACAUCAAAAAUGCUCAAAUGCACAGAAUAAUAUCUUUCAGGCUACACUGAAAAUUUUAGACAAAAUUGCUUCCUUAAAACACCACCGACAAUCAUCUAUGCUGGUAUCUUUUGACCUUGAUCAUGCGUUUGAUAGAGUCAAGCACAGCUUUUUACUAGAGACUAUGCAACACAUGAACUUCAACGCACAAGCAGUAGAACUACUUCGAAAUAUAAUGGAAAACUCUUUCUCCAGAGUACUCAUAAAUGGCAAGUUAACUCGACCCUUUCGAAUAUGUAGGUCGGUGAGACAAGGAGACCCCUUAAGUAUGCUCUUGUUCGUGUUAUACAUGCAGCCAUUAAUUGACAAGAUUGUUGCUGCCGGUUGUGCCGGGGACGCACUCAACGUGUAUGCGAAUGACAUUAGUAUCUUUGUUCCUGAUUAUCGGACGCUUCAGCAGGUUGUGAGAAUCAUACAUGAUUUCCGGAAUGUUUCAGGGGCAAUUCUCAAUCUUCAGAAAACGUUGGCUCUUAAAAUUGGUGAAAUGCCAUCACAAGAUUCGAUGCAGUGGCUAAACUUCGUAAGCUCGAUUAAAAUAUUAGGAAUAUACUUCACUGAAAAAGUGAAAGACACUAUGGAGAAAACCUGGACAAAUGUUAUCAAAAACUUGAAAUGGCGUCUUUGGAUGGGGAGAGCGCGGUCGUUAAAUCUGCUUCAAAAAAUCACAUUGAUAAACACCUUUGUAUCAUCAAAACUAUGG